AUGAGGCGUAACAAGAAGGAACGAAGAGAUGGACCACUCAAACAAGAAGAACUAAUCGAAGCUGAAUGUUAUCUGUUUCGCGUAGCGCAGGCAUCAACCUACAUCGACGAAAUCGCCAUCCUCUCCAGAAACUCAAAUGAAAGCACUCCUAACAAGUCAAUACCUAGAGGCAGCCAGCUUUACCAACAGUGCGCAUUCCUAGACACUAACAGUGUGCUAAGAGUUCGUGGUAGAACACAAACCUGUCCUUUUAUCGCCAGCGACGCCGCUCAACCGAUAAUCCUUCCGCGAAACCAUCCAGUCACCCAACUCAUCAUUUUCGACAACCACAAGCGGUUCAACCAUCAAAAUCAUGAAACAACAAUAAAUGAGAUACGGCAGCGCUUUCGUGUUUUCAGACUUAAAGCCAUAUACAACAAUAUCCGCAAAGAAUGUCAAGAAUGUAAAAACACUCGUGCCUUACCUCAACCGCCAGCAAUGAGCGACUUACCUCCACAACGACUCGCUGCAUUUACUAGACCGUUUACAUACAUGGGGUUGGACUAUUUCGGUCCCAUGACUGUAAGCAUCGGAAGGCGAACCGAAAAACGGUGGGGGGUCCUUGCCACUUGCCUUACAACUCGCGCUAUCCACCUAGAAAUAGCUCACACACUGACGACCGAUUCGUGCAUCCUAGCGAUACGCAAUAUUAUGGCUAGAAGAGGCGUGCCAGCCACUAUCUUCAGCGACAGAGGCACGAACUUUCAGGGAAGUAACAAAGAAUUACGAGAAGCUUUGAGAACCGUGAACCAAGAGCAACUUGUAAAAGAAUUCACGACACCAGACACAGAAUGGACCUUCAUCCCACCGGCUUCACCACACAUGGGGGGCGCAUGGGAGCGCUUAAUCCGUAGCGUUAAGUCUAACCUCUGUAAACUGCAAUGGAGAAGGCUUCCGACUGACGAAGUACUUAAUAGCACGCUCCUGGAGAUAGAAAACGUGAUCAACUCACGGCCACUGACAAACAUCCCUUUGGAAGACGACGAAUCACCGGUUUUAACACCUAACCAUUCUUGCUGGGAUCAUCAAACGGACUUAAGGCAUGGGUACCGUAUGACGACAAUCCUGUGGUACUUCGAAAUAGCUGGAAACAGUCACAACUGA
This is a messenger RNA of Wyeomyia smithii (pitcher-plant mosquito), 1143 nucleotides long. RefSeq lists its product as uncharacterized. The record is from RefSeq and is a predicted model, not a curated record. Gene Ontology annotation, molecular function: nucleic acid binding. The transcript has a single exon. Lineage: Eukaryota; Metazoa; Arthropoda; Insecta; Diptera; Culicidae. Bases 1 to 1143 code for a protein of 380 amino acids. Gene Ontology annotation, biological process: DNA integration.